This is a messenger RNA of Drosophila novamexicana, 885 nucleotides long. Its product is annotated as phospholipase A2 large subunit. Bases 379 to 876 code for a protein of 165 amino acids. The transcript has 2 exons. Gene Ontology annotation, biological process: phospholipid metabolic process; arachidonate secretion. NCBI's taxonomy places the organism in Eukaryota, Metazoa, Arthropoda, Insecta, Diptera, Drosophilidae. The record is from RefSeq and is a predicted model, not a curated record.
UACUUUGUUCCAUAUGCGUAUUUAGAGAGUAUAUACACAUAUGGAACGAACUUUUAAUUUAGAAUAGAAUUGACGAAGGAAAUGACUAAUGUGGAAGCCUGCGACUAUUAACCGCCCCAUUGAGUCUAUUACUCUUAUUAAUAGGCUAAGCAAUGGCGUUGCUCAUGCAAAUGUAUUAAGUGUACUAAGUAUAGAUUACUGUGAAUUAUCUAUAGAAUCCAGCACAUUUAGCAAUUAAGCCUAAUCAGCAUUCAAGCUACGUCAGAGACAACCCAUGUGAACUUUAAAACAACAGCGCCUGGCAUAUUUCAAUUAAAAUGCGGAGAAUUGCGACGGCUUACCCCUUAGAUCAGUAUAAGUUUGACCCUCGAAUAGAAGAUGCGCGCCAAGUAUUUCGUUAUUGCCUUGGCGGCGAUGCUAGCCAGCGUGCAUGGUCUGGGCAUAACAGUGCCCGGUACCAAAUGGUGCGGCCCCGGCAAUACAGCUGACAACUAUAACGAUCUGGGCAGUGAAGUAGAGCUGGACAUGUGCUGUCGGCAGCAUGACCACUGUGAGGAGAAGAUUUCGCCCGACACCCAAAAAUACGGUCUGACCAAUGACGGUUUCUUCCCCAUCUUCUCCUGUGAUUGUGAAUUAGCUUUUCGCCUGUGCCUCAACUCGCUGCACAACAUGGAGUCCGCCGCUUUAGGUCGUAUAUAUUUCAGCACAACAAAUGUGUGCUUCGCUUAUGGGCCGCCCAUCGUUUCCUGUCAGGAGCAGCAGUGGGACCACUUCAUGAAGCGUUGCCUAACUUACAGCGAGGAUGUGUCUCAGCCCGGUCGCUGGCAGUUUUAUGACCUGGCAUUCUACACGCACCCCAGCGAGGAGGAAAAGUAGCAGCUCGAU